Erinaceus europaeus (western European hedgehog) is the source of this 3774-nucleotide messenger RNA. RefSeq names its product neurofilament heavy chain (gene NEFH). The transcript is spliced from 4 exons. The record is from RefSeq and is a predicted model, not a curated record. Gene Ontology annotation, cellular component: axon; neurofilament. Gene Ontology annotation, molecular function: structural constituent of postsynaptic intermediate filament cytoskeleton. Bases 30 to 3251 code for a protein of 1073 amino acids. Gene Ontology annotation, biological process: axon development. Lineage: Eukaryota; Metazoa; Chordata; Mammalia; Eulipotyphla; Erinaceidae.
CCGCAGUCCCGCGCCCGCCGCCCGCCGCCAUGAGCUUCGCCGUGAGCUUCGGCGGCGACGCGCUGCUCUUCGGGGCCCCGCCGCCCGGCCCGCACCCCGCGCUGCUCCGCAAGGGCGCGCGCUCGGCCUCCGGCUCGUCCGGCGGCUUCCACUCGUGGGCGCGGCCCGCCGGCUCCUCCGCCUCCCCGGGCCGCCCGCGCGGGGCCGCGGCCGCCUCCAGCUCCGACUCGCUGGACGCGCCGAGCAACGGCUCCGAGGGCUGCCUGGGGGCGGCGGCCGCGGCGCGCAGCGAGAAGGAGCAGCUGCAGGCGCUCAACGACCGCUUCGCCGGCUACAUCGACAAGGUGCGGCAGCUCGAGGCGCACAACCGCAGCCUGGAGGGCGAGGCGGCGGCGCUGCGGCAGCAGCGGGCGGGCCGCGCCGCCAUGGGCGAGCUGUUCGAGCGCGAGGUGCGGGAGAUGCGCGGCGCGGUGCUGCGCCUGGGGGCGGCGCGCGGGCAGCUGCGGCUGGAGCAGGAGCACCUGCUGGCCGACAUCGCGCACGCGCGCCAGCGCCUGGACGACGAGGCCCGGCAGCGCGAGGAGGCCGAGGCGGCGGCGCGCGCGCUGCUCCGUUUCGCGCAGGACGCGGCGGCGGCGCGCGCCGAGCUGCAGAAGAAGGAGCGCGCGCUGCGGGACGAGUGCGGCGACCUGCGGCGCCUGCACCGCGAAGAGGUGGCCGAGCUGCUGGGCCGGCUGCAGGGCUGCGGCGCCGCGCAGGCGCAGGCGCAGGCGGACGCGCGGGACGCGCUCAAGUGCGACGUGACGGCGGCGCUGCGCGACAUCCGCGCGCAGCUGGAGGGUCACGCGGUGCAGAGCACGCGGCAGUCGGAGGCGUGGUUCCGAGUGAGGCUGGACUGGCUGUCCGAGGCAGCCAAGGUGAACACGGACGCCAUGCGCACCGCACAGGAGGAGAUCUGUGAGUACCGGCGCCAGCUGCAGGCCAGGACCACAGAGCUGGAGGCCCUCAGAGGCACCAAGGACUCCCUGGAGAGGCAGCGCUCCGAGCUGGAGGACCGGCACCAGGCCGAUAUCGCGUCCUACCAGGAAGCCAUCCAGCAGCUGGACGCGGAGCUGAGGAACACCAAGUGGGAGAUGGCGGCCCAGCUCCGAGAGUACCAGGACCUGCUCAAUGUCAAGAUGGCCCUGGACAUCGAGAUCGCUGCUUACAGAAAACUCUUGGAGGGUGAAGAGUGUCGGAUUGGUUUUGGCCCUAGUCCUUUCUCCUUUCCAGAAGAGUUCCCCAGGACCCCCUCCACGUCUACUCACAUAAAAGUCAAAAGUGAAGAGAUGAUCGAGAUGGUAGAAAAGUCAGAGAAGGAAACAGUGAUUGUGGAGGAGCAGACCGAGGAGAUCCAAGUGACAGAAGAAGUGACGGAAGAGGAGGAGAGGGAGGCCAAAGAGGAGGAGGCGGCAGGAGAGGAAGAAGCAGCAAAGUCUCCUGCUGCAGAAGAGAUCGCACCCCCAGGGAGCGGAGAGGCCAAGUCUCCAGAGAAGGCUAAGUCCCCCACAAAAGAGGAGGCAAAGUCACCAUCCGGGGCCAAGUCACCAGCGGAAGCCAAGUCCCCUGAGAAGGCCAAGACCCCAGUGGAAGCCAAGUCCCCUGAGAAGGCCAAGACUCUGGAUGUGAAAUCUCCAGAAGUCAAGACCCCAGUGGAAGCCAAAUCCCCUGAGAAGGCCAAGACCCCAGUGGAAACCAAGUCCCCUGAGAAGGCCAAGACUCUGGAUGUGAAAUCUCCAGAAGUCAAGUCCCCUGAGAAGGCCAAGACCCCAGUGGAAGCCAAGUCCCCUGAGAAGGCCAAGACUCUGGAUGUGAAAUCUCCAGAAGUCAAGUCCCCUGAGAAGGCCAAGACCCCAGUGGAAGCCAAGGCCCCUGAGAAAGCCAAGACUCUGGAUGUGAAAUCUCCAGAAGUCAAGACCCCAGUGGAAGUCAAGUCCCCUGAGAAGGCCAAGACCCCAGUGGAAGCCAAGUCCCCUGAGAAGGCCAAGACUCUGGAUGUGAAAUCUCCAGAAGUCAAGUCCCCUGAGAAGGCCAAGACCCCAGUGGAAGCCAAGGCCCCUGAGAAAGCCAAGACUCUGGAUGUGAAAUCUCCAGAAGUCAAGACCCCAGUGGAAGCCAAGUCCCCUGAGAAGGCCAAGACUCUGGAUGUGAAAUCUCCAGAAGUCAAGUCCCCUGAGAAGGCCAAGACCCCAGUGGAAGCUAAGUCCCCUGAGAAGGCCAAGACUCUGGAUGUGAAAUCUCCAGAAGUCAAGACCCCAGUGGAAGCCAAGUCCCCUGAGAAGGCCAAGACUCUGGAUGUGAAAUCUCCAGAAGUCAAGUCCCCUGAGAAGGCCAAGACCCCAGUGGAAGUCAAGGCCCCUGAGAAAGCCAAGACUCUGGAUGUGAAAUCUCCAGAAGUCAAGACCCCAGUGGAAGCCAAGUCCCCUGAGAAGGCCAAGACUCUGGAUGUGAAAUCUCCAGAAGUCAAGUCCCCUGAGAAGGCCAAGACCCCAGUGGAAGUCAAGGCCCCUGAGAAAGCCAAGACUCUGGAUGUGAAAUCUCCAGAAGUCAAGACCCCAGUGGAGGAGGUCAGGUCCCCUGCAGACAUUGGAUCCCCUGAGAAGGCCAAGGCCCUGGAGAAGGAGACGCCAAAGAAGGAAGAGGCUAAGUCACCCAUGAAGCAGGAGGAGAAGUCCCAGGAGGUCAAGAUCAAAGAGCCCUCAAAGAAGACAGAGGAAGAAAAAGCGCCAGUUCCGCCCCCAGCCGAGGAUAAGAAGGACAGCAAGAAAGAAGAGGCACCCAAGAAGGAGGUGCCAAAGCCCCAGGCGGGGAAGGAAGUCGCUGCGGAGCAGCCCAGAGAAUCCAAAGCUGCGGCCAAGGAGGACGCAGCUGGUGAAAAGAAAAAGGCAGUGACCCCGGAGAAGGAGGCUCCUGCCAGGGACAAGGAGGAGGACAAGCCCAGGAAGCCGGAGCUGGCCAAGGCCAGAGAACCCAGCAAGACGGCAGAGAAAGAGCCGGAAAAGCCUCCGAAGGGAGCGCCACCGGCAGCUGCUGAGAAGGAGGAGAAGGUCACGGAGGCCAAGAAACCCGAGGAGAAACCCGUAACCAAGGAGGCCUCUGCUCCCGCCAAAGCCAAGACAGAAAAGGCUGAGAAGUCCUCAGGCACGGACCAGAGAGACAGCAGGCCCUCAGAGAAGGUCCCGGAAGACAAGGCUUCCAAGGUGGAGAAGUAAAGCAGGGAGCAAGACGGCCAGAGACUGUGGGGGGGGGGGGUGGCAGUCAGCUCAGUGAAUUGUCCCCUCUCCUUUGCUUCACGUAGGAAAGUCUGCGUCCCCUGCGGGGCCCUCAGGCGGGAGUUUUAGUAGCAGUAAGUUAGAGAGGCACCGCAGCCCUUGCCCCACGCCCACCCUCCCCAGGCGAUGGACAGUGAUGGCUUGUGUAGCUGAAUGUGAGCCAUGCCAGAUGCCACACGUCACGGUCGACUAUAAAACCGACCCUCCCCCAGAUAAGUGCAUUACUUCCCGUAUGGAUGCCCAGCUGGCAGGUGACCGCAGUGCGGAAUGGGCAGUUAGAAACACAUCAUGCUUGACAUGUCCUAGCCUAUUCCCAGAUGCCUUCUGUUUUCCAAAGGAGCGGUGGCCCCACCCAGCGCACUGUCCCGGGCGGGCUGAAGCGGCUGGGCUGGGCUCUGGCCCUCAGUGCCGGACACUUCCACCGUUCAGUUGCUGCAAUAAAACCAAGUGCUGAUAAAACCUA